ACUCCGAUACCCUUUAUGACUUGGUCGAAAACUUAAGAACAGCCUUAACUCUUUUAGAAGACCAACCAAUCCAAGGUAAAGCUGAUGAGUUUGGUCAACCUUUAACCGAAGCAGGAUUAUGUUCUUUAGUUGAUGAAUAUAAUGAUGACGAUGACUAA
Molecule: messenger RNA, 158 nt
Organism: Funneliformis geosporum
Lineage: Eukaryota; Fungi; Glomeromycota; Glomeromycetes; Glomerales; Glomeraceae
Source: the annotation of a GenBank genome assembly